Cavia porcellus (domestic guinea pig) is the source of this 4007-nucleotide messenger RNA. Its product is annotated as maestro heat-like repeat family member 5. Lineage: Eukaryota; Metazoa; Chordata; Mammalia; Rodentia; Caviidae. Bases 97 to 3945 code for a protein of 1282 amino acids. The transcript has 30 exons. The record is from RefSeq and is a predicted model, not a curated record. Gene Ontology annotation, cellular component: cytoplasm. Gene Ontology annotation, molecular function: protein binding.
AGCGGGGAGAAGCAGUGCCCAGAGACAGAGCUAACGAGCCAGGUGUGAGGACAGAGCUUAUGUCUGGGCUCUGAGCUCCCAAACUGCACCCCGAUCAUGGACAGGCAGCACUCUGAAAAGCCACACAGCCACCGCGCAGCUAACAGAGGGUCAUCAACCACGUCCUUCAAACCCAGAUCCAUGUUGGACACAGUGCACAUGAAAGCCCUUCGGGACUCUACCUGCAGACACCAACAGACCCACUCCUCCAGUAUCCUGCCCCACAAGUCCAUGAGCAGCCAGAGUGGACUAGUGUUUGACCACAAGAUGUUCAUGGAGAAUGCCUACGACUCAGCCAUCUGCUUGAAGAUGCUCCAGGACAUAAGCAGCUCAGAACUUCCCUACCUUCAGUUCGUCAUCAAGAGGCUCAGGAAUAUGGUUCAUAAGUCCCCCAACUUGGUGAUGGAAACCAUCCAUGACUACUUCACAGACAACCCACAGAUCUCCAGCCGGCACAAGUUUAGGCUGUUCCAGGUCCUGGAGAAUGUCAUCAAAGCCAGUGACUGCCUGGAGGAGACAUGGAGGAAAAACUUCAUGCAGCUGGCCCUGGAUAACAUGGUCAAAUGCACGGAGCUGGAAGACACAUACCAGGAUGCAGCCAGCAAUGUUCUGGUGGCCAUCUGCAAGCACUCGUGGCAGGCAGUGGCCCAGCACCUGGAGACUGAGCUCUUGACUGGCAUCUUCCCACACCGCAGCCUCUUCUAUGUGAUGGGCGUCCUGUCCUCCCAUGAGGAACUACUCAGCAAGGAAGACAAGGCGCACUGGGAAGAACUGCUGGCCCAGAUAACUGUCAAGUCAGUCAAUUUCCUGAACACAUGGUCCAAGGAGUUGCUGGAGGCCCUCACCAGACCCAGCCAGACUCAGCAGGACCAAUGCCCAGAGAAGACUUUCCUGUUCACCUACUAUGGACUGAUCCUGCAAGCAGCAGACGACAGUACCACAGUCAGGACACACCUGCAAGCCCUCCUGGAAACAUCCCAUCAGUGGCCCGAGCAGAGGGAGGGAAUCGCGCUCACUGUGGGGUUGGCUGCAGCCCAUCAUUUGGAUGACGUCUGGGCGGUACUGGACCAGUUUGGCCGGAGCCGGCCAGUCAAGUGGACUCUCCAAAGCCCCAUCUCAAAGGACCAGAGCUUCGAGGACCUGCAGUGGAAAUGGGCAAGCAGCACCAUCCUCCUUGCCUACGGUCAGAUGGCAGCCAGGGCCAAGGCCCAUAUUCUUCCAUGGGUGGACAACAUCUUGUCUAGGAUGAUCUUCUAUUUCCGAUACAGCUCCUGGGAUGAGAACCUCAAGCAGAGUUUCCUCUUAGCCGUCAUGAUGCUGGUGAAGGCUAUCAGCCGAAGAGAGGGUGCCCACAGCUACGAGUUCUCCCAGACCUCCCAACUCCUCGAGUGUCUGAUAGUUCUAAUGGAAAAAGAGUCCCCAGGUGUACUGUGCACCACCAACCGCCAGCAGGCCAUCCACAUCGCGUCCAAGCUCUGUGAGCUGAGGCCACCGAUAGACAAAGACAGGAAGUCACGGCUCCUGUCCACUUGCUUCCGCAGCGUGUUUGCCUUGCCCCUGAUGGACACUCUGGAGAGACAUACCUGCCUUUUUCUGGAACCACCCAAUAUACAGGCUCUGUACAACCAGACUCUGGAGGCAUUGGACCACAUGCUGCAGAGCUUCAUUCUGCAGAGCCCCACAACCAGUGAAGUACAAUACCUGCUGUUGCACCUGUAUCCCUGGCUGGCAUCGGAGAAGGUGCAUGAGCGGCAGCGCGCUGCACACUGUUGCAUGAUCCUGCUCAGAUUCCUGAAUCAUCGAUGUUGCCUGGAUCCAAAGGAGGACUUCAGACCAAUGGGACAACUGACGGGCAUGCUGGGAAUUCUGUGCCAGGACCCAGACAGGGCCACUCAGCACUCCAGCCUGGAAGGGAUUGGCCAGCUCUACCAGUUCCUGCUGCACCAGAAAGAAGCAGCGUUACAAGAAGAAUUACAGAACCCCGAAGAGCUCUUCCAGCCAGAUGCAGAUGAAGCCUCCCUAUGCAGCACUGGAGACCAAAGGACCACAUCUUUAUUGUCUCAGAAGGUGGUGACCCCAGAGGACAGCAUAAGCCAGCUGGACAGCUCCAAAGCCAUCAAGGAGAUCAUGAGUUACCUCACAAUGGAGGAGCUGACGGACCUCAUCUGGACAGUCAUUGAAGGCCUGGGCUCCACCAGUGCCUUCCGCGUGCAGGCAGCUGCUCAGCUGUUCCUCGAUGUCAUUCAGGAGUGUGAGGCCAAGCUGGAGACCACAAAGGUUGCCAACAUGGGCCGGGCCAUCCACUGCCACCUCUGCUCUAUCCACAUCCCCGAGGCCAAGGCCAAUGUCCUCCAAGCCGUCACCAUGCUGGCACGGGACCACACCUCUGAGCUGGUGGCUGCCUUCCUAGACUUCUCUAUGCCCUUGGACAGCCAUGCCGUAUGCCUCUGGAAAGCCCUGGGCACCGAGCACUCCACCAGCCGCCUGGUGCUGGCUGUGCUGCUGGCCUGGAUGCAGGAGCGUCCUCUGUUCACCAGAGCAGGUGAUGGUAGCCCCCACUCCAAGAAGACCAACCUGCGCUCGUUGGCCGCUAUGAACAUGCUGCACGUGCUGCAGUUCAUGCAGGAGUUCAAGAAGGCCAUCCAGGAGGCCUUUCCACAGCUCCUUCUGGCCCUCCUCACCCAGGUGCACUACGUCCUGGAACUGAACCUGCCCAAAGCCAAGUCCCUGCCAGGGCAGCAGGUCCAGGAGGCAGCCCUGCCCAAUCCCGAGAGCACAUCCCUGGAAGCCCUGAAGAGCCUGCUGUUCACCACAGGACACUGUCAUGACUUUGCUCACCUGGAGCUUCAGGGUGCCUGGGAACACUUCUCCUCCAUCAGCACCUACCCGCAGGGUGUGGUCCUCCUUGCCAGGGCCAUGGUGCAGAACCACUGCAGAAAGAUUAAGGCCGUGCUUAGCCAGCUGCUGCCCAGCCUGCAGAGCCAAGAGGAGCGUGAGAGGAAGGUGGCCAUCCUCAUCCUCAUGGAGUUUCUCUACAGCCCCGCUCUGCUGAAGGUCCUUCCCAGUCAGGCUGCCAGGACUGUGCUGGCAAAAUGUCUCUGCGACACUAGCCCAGAGGUGCGUGUGUACAGCUUGCAGGCACUUGGAAAUAUUCUCUUCCACCCAGAGAAGGAAAGCCUGCUUCGUGCGCAGCUGCCGCAUUUCCAUGAAGGCUUCUUCCAGAAGAGUGAGCCAGUGGUCCUGGGCAUCAUGAGCACCGUGUCGGACGUGCUGCACCGCCUGGGCAGGCAGGGCGCAGGCGCCCAGAGCCUCGGUGUCGCCAUCAAUGUCCACACUUUCUUCGACGACGAGCGGGACCAGAUUCGAGCAGCAGCCAUGGCACUCUUUGGGGACCUGGUGACCUCGAUGGCAAAUGGGAAUCCCAGUGACCUUCAAACCCAGGUGUACCAGAGCAUGGUGCCCCUGCUCCUGCACCUAAAGGACCAAUGCCCAGCCGUUGCCAUGCAGGCCAAGUUUGCCUUCUACCGCUGUGCUGCCCUGCUGCACUGGCAGCCACAGCACAUCCUCUUCUGCACGCUGGCUUGGGAGCACAGCCUCAGUGCCCGCCACUUCCUCUGGACCUGCCUGAUGACCCGCAGCCAGGAAGAGUUCAACAACCACCUGGCACAGGCCCUCAAGUACCUGUACAGAUGCCACCGCCACAUGAAGACCUGGGCAAUACUCUUCAUAGGUUACACCAUCUGCUACUUCCCCCGGGCCUUGUCCCAGACGCUGAACAACAGGGAUAUGGACCUACUGCUCCACACUUUUGAAGAUCUCAAAAGAGACCCAGAGCCCAGCAUCCAAGAAUUUGCCACCAGGCAGCUCUGCUUCUUGCAGAAGGUGUCAGCCAGACCCCAGAAGUGACUUCCUGCUGUCCUCCCACCCUCUCUCCCUCUCUGCCCAACCUCAAAGUCCAGCCUGGCACA